This is a messenger RNA of Saccostrea cuccullata (small rock oyster), 2942 nucleotides long. Its product is annotated as lysosomal aspartic protease-like. The record is from RefSeq and is a predicted model, not a curated record. Bases 77 to 1255 code for a protein of 392 amino acids. Gene Ontology annotation, molecular function: aspartic-type endopeptidase activity. NCBI's taxonomy places the organism in Eukaryota, Metazoa, Mollusca, Bivalvia, Ostreida, Ostreidae. Gene Ontology annotation, biological process: proteolysis. The transcript is spliced from 9 exons.
CAAAUCACGUGGUUUAUCAUAUGACUGCAUCCUAUGAUAGUUGCUGUAAACUAUUGUCCCACCGGUGUCGCACAAGAUGAGGUCGAUUUUGAUUGUCUUCUCCGUUCUUUUGGUUGCAGCAUGUGUAUCUGCAUUUCAGAGAAUCAAACUACACAAGUUUGACAAAACAGUUCGUGAGACUUUAUUAGAAAAAGGAACAAGGGUAGAAAGUUUGAAGAGGAAAUACAGUCGGUUAAUCACAGGCCCUGAACCAGAGCCUCUGUCUAAUUAUAUGGAUGCUCAGUACUAUGGUGUGAUUGGAAUUGGCUCACCUCCCCAGCAGUUUAAGGUCAUCUUUGACACUGGUUCAUCAAAUCUCUGGGUUCCAUCAAAGAAAUGCAAACUGUCUGACAUUGCUUGCUUGCUGCACAAUAAAUAUGACAGCACUAAGUCCUCAACUUAUAAAGCUAACGGAACAGAUUUUGAGAUUCGCUACGGAACAGGAAGUCUGAAGGGUUUCUUAAGCACCGACACUGUAACGAUCGGAGACAUCAAGGUACAGCACCAGACAUUUGCUGAGGCUACAGAGCAGCCAGGAAUCACAUUUGUGGCCGCUAAGUUUGAUGGAAUCCUGGGUAUGGGCUACCCCCAAAUCUCAGUAGAUCGUGUGUUACCAGUCUUCAAUAACAUGGUCAAUCAGAAACUGGUUCCAGCACCCAUCUUUUCUUUCUACCUAGACAGAAAUCCUAGUGGUAAAGAAGGUGGUGAGCUUAUUUUGGGAGGCAGUGAUCCUAAAUUCUACUCCGGUAACUUCACCUAUGUUAAUGUGACCCGACAAGGUUAUUGGCAGUUCAAAAUGGACGGAGUUAAGCUGAAUGGUAAAACCACUAAAUACUGCUCGGGAGGCUGUAAAGCUAUAGCUGAUACCGGAACCUCUCUAUUGGCUGGCCCAUCAUCAGAAGUCAAGUCACUCAAUGAAGCCAUAGGAGCAAAACCAUUCGCAGCUGGAGAGUACACAGUAGAUUGUUCAAAGAUUCCAAGUUUACCUCCACUUAGCUUUACCUUAAAUGGAAAAGAUUUCACUCUACAAGGCAAAGACUACAUAUUGACAGUGACUGAGAUGGGUCAAACAAUAUGCUUGAGUGGUUUUAUAGGUCUGGACGUACCUGCUCCAGCUGGACCUCUGUGGAUCUUAGGAGAUGUUUUCAUUGGCGCCUUCUACACAGAAUUUGAUAUGGGCAAGAACCGCGUCGGAUUUGCCAAAACUGUUAACUAAAUAUAAUGGUUUUGAUCUAGAAUGUCGCAGUUCAGAACCACAUUUUGAUAUUACAGUUCUAAGAGUUGGUGUGUGUUCACUUUAAAUAGAUUAGAGGGUAGAAGUUAUGGAAUGUUUUGUGAAGUACAUACAGGAUGAUUUGUUUAAAAGCAGUUUGUCAGAUACAUUCCUCUUAGAUCUCACACAAUUACAGAUUUGGAAAAAGGACAGAUAUUUCCAUAUCAAAAUCUAUAUGGAUACACAAUACACAUACACACUGUAGAUUCUUUAGAAUGGUAGACAUCAAAUCUCGAGAAUAUGAAUUCCCAGUUGCUCUUUUGAAUAAGAUCCUUAACCUGUAUUUCAGUAAUAAAAGUAAAAUUGAAUUUUAAAGGGAUUAUUUCUUGUGAAUACAUAUCACAAUUUUGCUUGAAUUUAGGAAUCUACAUUAAGUUUACUCUAUCCCUUAACAAUAUAUAGACCAUUUGUUAGUAUUGUUCUUAGCAGAAGAGCAGCUUGAGAAGCAUAUUUGGAAUGUCUAUGCAGAUGAAAGUGCUUUAUUUUAACUAAUAUUAGUUAUCGUACAUUCUUACUAACAAUUCUUUAUUUCUGCUUCACCUAUUUAAGCUUUCAGGUGUGGUUUGGUGAUUAUGUAAUCUUGUGUUAGAUUUUCUGCAUGGAGUGGUCAAUGAUUUUCUAACUUAGUAGCGACUCCUGUUGUUUAGCUCUCUGACACCAAACCAGAAUCGGAAUUAAUAUACUGAUGAAAUUCCGCUCUAUCGAAGCUGCAGAAUUCUUGUAGAAAAGCAUUUCAUCAUUUUUCAAUCUCUUAAAUUUAUUAAAAGAAAUUUUAAUUACUAAUAAUACUCAAAGACUUUUGCAAAAUUGAAGAAAAUUUAAAUUUUCUUAGGAGAAGCAAGAGAACACUUGGAGCAUAAUUGGAGUGGGCUACAGAAAAAAAGCUUAGCAUUUGACAUCACUAUUUAAUUAGUUGUAUUAAAGAUAUAUUUGACUUGAUACUUAACUAAUGCAUGUUUUAUUUAAUUUAAAAAAAGACUGAGUUGAUAUAUCAAAUGCUUAAUUUACAGCUUUUUUAAAAAUAAUUUUUUUCUCAGUAUAGAAAGCAAAAACUGUAUGCUUGGUUUUCUCGUAUUGGAGCCUGCAUGUAAAUAAAAAAGUUCUCAAUGGCGAGUGGUGCUUGUUUGGGAAGAAACAGUGCCAUAAUUUUGAUUUAUCAAAAAUGCUUAAAAUCACAUGCAUGACAAAAUAGUAGAAAUACUAGUUUAAUAAGUUAUUCAUGUGUAUUUUGUACGUACAUGUAGUUUGUUUGCUUCACGUCUAUAUAAUAUCGCCUGGCAGAGCCUCGCUGUUUGCUACCCUAUAUGUAAACGAUUCUUAUGGACUAGAAGUUGUAAUAUGUUUGUCUGCAUAUUUUCAUUUUGCAUGACAAGUUUUGCACGCUUUUCAUGUAUUUUGCAAUGUGUGCAAAUCACCACCACUAAACGUUGCACUAAUAUCUCCCAUUCUCUUUAACUUCUUCAAAUCCAUUAACCAGGUUUCACAACAAGGGCAGACUAUUUGCCUGAGCGGUUUCACGGGUCUUGAUGUACCUGCCCCUGCGGGCCCCUUAUGGAUUUUGGGGGACGUUUUUAUUGGUCGAUUUUACACCGAGUUCGAUCUUUCAAACAACCGAGUGGGAUUCACCAAU